Molecule: messenger RNA, 645 nt
Organism: Spirometra erinaceieuropaei
Lineage: Eukaryota; Metazoa; Platyhelminthes; Cestoda; Diphyllobothriidea; Diphyllobothriidae
Source: the annotation of a GenBank genome assembly
AUGACCACUGGUUCUGUACGCGAUGUGGAUUUCGGUGCGCUCAUCACGGUAGUCGUUCAUCAGCCUGGUAGAAAAUAUGAGACUGAAGAGAGCUGGGGCGAGCACGCAGCCCUGCCUCACUCCGCGGUCUACUGUAAAUGCUUCCGAGACGAUCCCCUUGUCCGCGACGCGCGCCAUCAUCCCGUCAUGGAGCUGAAGCGCCAGGUGCGUCAAAAGUUCAGGACAGCCGAAUUUCUGCAUUAUUUUCCAUAGUCCCUCACGAUUCAUCGUAUCAAAGGCCUUCGUCAAAUCCACGAAUGUAGCGCAGAAAUGGGUCCGCAUUUCCUGAAACUUCUACUGCAGCUGACAGACGGUGAAGAUCAGGCCAGUGGUUCCACGGCGACAUUGAAAGCCACACUGACUUUCCGAGAGAAGUCCUUGUUCGAGAUGACCAUUAAGAUGCGAAGGAAUGCGAGGGAAGAUCGUUCCGGCGAUGUUGGGAGGAGAGAUUCCUCUCUGGUAACAACAAAGUUGCCGGUUACCUUUCGGCUUGUAGAGACGAAUGAUUAUAGCGUCCUUGAAGUCCUGGGAAACUUAUUCUCGACGCCGCAUCUUCUGAAAUGGCGUGUUGAGUUGAUCCAUGAACUGGGGCCACCGCGCGCGUAG